Effrenium voratum is the source of this 411-nucleotide messenger RNA. NCBI's taxonomy places the organism in Eukaryota, Dinophyceae, Suessiales, Symbiodiniaceae. The record is from the annotation of a GenBank genome assembly.
AUGCUCGAGUUUGACGGCAGCUUCCAGGAGCCCUUCGAUCUGCUGGGCAUCGAUGACCCCGAGUGCCCCAAGAGCGACAUCCGCGCCGCCUUCCGGAAGGUCGCCAGGGUAGAGCACCCCGACGUCUCCGCUUUCGACGAUGCCGAAGAGCGCUUCCGCCGCAUCUCCUUGGCCUAUGAGCUGCUCAUCGACGACGGGGGCCGAGCCAUGCUGCUGGAGGCGAUCGAGAAGAAGGCAGACGACCUGGAGGAGUUGGAGGUCAAGAAAAACGCUGUGGAUGAGGUUAACGAGAACUGGGACGAGACCUGGGUGGAGGAUGAGUUCACCGCGGUGUCUCGGACCGUGUUCCUGAUCUUCAUGGCGGGGGGCAUUGGCUCUGUGAUUUGGUGGUUUGGCUUUGACCACGAGUAG